UUUCGGUGUGCAGCGCCUCUGACGGAUAGAAAUGUCAUUACCUAAAAUUCAUUCACGACACUUAUAUGAUAAAUAUCAGUGAUUUCCUCCAGUUUGCAGGUAUAAGAGUAUGACGAAAUGAUGCAGUAUAUAUCACAGAGCCUCAAAAAUAAGAUAGCUACUAUUUACUAGAAUAUUAUACCAAUGGGCAGCAGUGGAAUGAAUGACGAGUUAGUCCGCUUGAAUGUUGGUGGUGUAACAUACACAACAAUGAUGUCUACCCUCUCUCGAUACCCUGAUUCCAUGAUCGGGGCAAUGUUUAAUGGAUCUAUGCGACCUGGUAAAGAUGAUCAAGGUUGUUAUUUUAUUGACAGAAAUGGCGAAUUAUUUAAGUAUGUCCUGGACUUCUUACGUUCUUCACAACUCACUCUACCAGAAAAAUUUGACAAUCUCGAUGGUCUCGCUGUUGAGGCUGAUUUCUACCAAAUCAAUCCUCUCAUUGAGGCAAUCAAAGCAGAACAAGGACGUAAACUGAAAGCUGCCUGGGGUUUCUCUGGUCAUAUGCUAGAAAUCAUUGAGGUACGGACUGGUUUAGUAGCGACAAUGCCAACAUUUAAUGCCAGGGUUAAGACAAUAAUCUCAGCAAGGAAAGAUAUUAUUAUGUCAAUGAUUCCCGUGAUUGAAGAAAGCUGCACGGAGAAAUUACAUGGUAAAAGAGAUUCAGAUUUCACAGAACUUGAGCUGAAUGGUAGCAAUAUACGUUUGAGAUUAGGCGAAUAUUUGAAACAGACCAAUUGGAGAUUACAAGACACUCAUAUGUCCUCGUCAUCAGCAAUUGAUCCUAAGAACGUCAUGGGGGUUUUGCUGAUAGAACAUAGCUACAAAGAUAGAUGGAUACUUGAUAAACAGAGAACCUCACCUGAGGAAGCUUCAACAGAUACUUAAUUGGAUAUAUCAUGUCCCUGACAUAGUAGCAGUUGGUUGACUUGCUCCCAAUCCCAAUUUAAAAUUCAGUCUUUGCAUCUGUUCAUAUAUACACUAGAGAGUAGAGACUGUGUAGUGUGUCUUUAGCCACUAGUUACAUCUAUUCACUACUACAUUGUAUACUGUAUCUAGUAUUGUUUAGGUUCAAAUAAUGUUCCAAGUAUUGCAUCUGUUUACCCAAUGUCAAGCGAGUGUUGUUUCUGUUCACAAUGUGUCAUAGUAGUACUGCAUCUUUUUUUCAGAAUGUCUCACUAGUAUUGCUUCUGUUCACAGAAUGUCACAUUAGUAUUGCAUCUAUUUUAGAAUGUCA
Molecule: messenger RNA, 1273 nt
Organism: Owenia fusiformis
Lineage: Eukaryota; Metazoa; Annelida; Polychaeta; Sabellida; Oweniidae
Source: the annotation of a GenBank genome assembly